AUGGCCACAAACGAGCAGAGCCCUGCGAAUGGGGACGUCUCCAACCCGGAGCUCGACAUCCCUAAACUGCACGCCCUCCCCUCUGAGCAGCAGGACCUCUACCUUCUCACGUUUACGUCCGAUCUUGCUCGUCAUGUCUCCUCUCUCGACGCGGAUGGUGCCUCUGCCCACCAGAUAUACGUCAAGAAGCAGCUAUUCCAGAUCAUCAACCUCCCCUCGCCUGCACCUACACGCAUCAUUCGCAACAACCUGGGCAGGACGUUUGCUGGAAUAUUUGGGAAAGGAGACCGCAAACUGCUCUUUGAGUCUAUCAACGAGCUGGUAACAAUUCUGAAUGCUGCAGGCAGGAGCGAGAAGGAUAUCAAAGCGAAGCACGCCGCGGCCCACAGCCUUGGAUACGUAUAUGAAGCUGCUGGGGAUAGCGCUGUGGGCCUAUCUGGCCUUGUGUCGAUGUCCCUAGUACGUCUUCUCAAGAUUGCUCACAAUCAUGCCGGAUUUCGGGCCACCAUUUUCAGGGCUCUAGGAAGAGUAUACCGAGGGGUUGGUGGGUCUGCUGAUGAAUCUGCAGCUAGAGACGUGUGGAAACAAGCAAGAUCGGCUGCCUCAGGAGACAAGUCUCUGCUUGUCCAGGCGAGUUCUUGCUGGUGUUUGGAACAGCUCGUCCGUGAGACGGGUUAUUUCGACAACUCCAACGACUUUGAGAAACUCCAAAGUGUUAUAUGGAAAGCACUCGAAACUGGAUCUAGCACAGUGAGGCACGCUGGGGCCUCGUGUCUUAGCGCCGCUUUGGUUAAAAGCUAUUCGGAAACCGCUACCAAGGAAACUCUCUCGAGAAGCAAGACGAAGAGGAAACCAACGAAGAAACAGUCUCAAGUCGAAGGAGACGACGACGUCGUUGAGAGGCCUGGUUCGCCGGCACCGCAGAAACCGGCAACGCGUUUAGCAUUUGCGAUUCCAGAACUAUUCAGGCAAUUAUCGAGUCAUUAUUGUCGUCCCGCCACCAGCAAUCGUGGCCGAGCUGGGAUUGCUAUUUGCUAUAUGAAGACUUUACGUGGCCUCGGCGAAAAGAUUAUUGAGAGCAAAUACGGAGACAUUGCUCGGCACCUCCUCAACGACUUGCUCAGCUAUUCAAGCAUCGUACAAAAUCGAUACCGACUACUUACGACGCGGAAAUAUGUUCGAAUUAUUUUAGAGCAAGUUAUUGGGCGAGAAAUGCUAGGGGAAUCUGGCCAACUCAACGCUUCCAAGUACCUCGUCAAUGAGAUUCUCAAGGACUACCCUCAAGCGUUGAAGGAAAGGCCGGAACCGUCGAAGCAAGUUUUGACUGGGGCGUUAAGUGCGCUUUCUUCUCUGAUGAACAGUCUAGGAUCAGCGACAAAUGCAGUAGCGGAUAUUUGUCGAGAGGGAUUGCUGCAAGUUCUUCAACAUCCCAGCUACACUAUUCAAGUGUACGCCGCCUCUUGCCUACGCUCUUUCGUUCUGGCUUGUCCUCAACAACUGCUACCCUCUGUCACCAUAUGCAUGAAUAGUGUCAAUCGGGAGCUGAGCCUGCUUGCUGGGCCUCGCCAAUCCCCGAGAAGAUGCGUUGGGCUUGCCAACGGUCUCUCUGCCGUUUUGAGUACUUCAAAUCUGCAACCGUUAUAUGGAUCCGUUGAUGUCAACUCCCGGGUGCUCUCUCAAGCCACUACAUUGCUGAAAUCCAGUAGCAGCUCCGACUUGCGAAUUUCCUCUACACAAAUUCAAGUCGCUUGGAUUUUGAUCGGAGGCCUGAUGACUCUCGGGCCAAAUUUUGUCAAGAUUCAUCUUUCUCAGCUACUGCUGCUCUGGAAGAAUGCCCUGCCAAAGCCUUUGAACAGGGAUAAUAUGGUACAACGUAACGUUUUAGAGUUGAGCUUCCUUGCGCACGUACGAGAAUGCGCACUUGGGUCUAUUCUGACCUUUUUGGAAUUCAACAGCAGGUUGCUGACUUUGGACGUCACUAAGCGUUUGGCUGCCAUGCUUCAAAACACUACUAUGUUUCUGAACACCCUACCAACGAAGAAAACCACGGACGAUAUCUCCCAAAGACUCUCACCAGCUCUUCAACUGCACGAUUUUGAUCUCAUGGUUCGGAGAAGGGUACUCCAAUGUUACUCGAAGCUCGUCAAUCUAAGCCCGCCUGGAAGCAGCGAGAUGCUUUUACAGACCAACUUACUUCCGUUUGCACUUUCAAGUUUUGCGGACCCUGAUAAUUACGCACCCAGUUCUCUCAGUACUUCAAUUGCCAGCUCCGCCGGCACAUUCGAGAGUAUAUGGGAUGUUGGUGACAAUUGCGGCUUUGGAGUUACUGGACUACUCCGUGCAUUCGACAUAAAACCCCUACCUGGAGAACAAGAUCUCAGCACGCAGAAUCAUUGGGUAACUAGGAGUGGACCAGAAGCCAUGGUAGAUCGAACACUCCUCUCACCAAUCUGCGGAGCUCGAGAGCAUGACUCUCUAACCCUCUACAUUAACAAUUCGGACGAUCUUAAUAAUCUUCCUGAUCCGCCUUCUACAGAGGUGAUUAAUGCUGCAAUCAAUCUUUUCGCGAUAUGUCUGCCGCUUCAGACUCCGAAGGUCCAAGAGAGCAUACUUGAGCAAAUGUCGUCAUUUCUCUCCGCCAACAAUCUACAAAGAGAUCCUGGACGAAGGUCGGCAAUGAUGGUGAAUAUUGCUAUGGCCUUACUAGCUACUCUGAAGGUUGCCGUGAAAGAGACUCGGUCCGCUUCUGGUGAUCUAAGAGGCGGCGCUGUUGAAAAGGUCAUGCAAGAGCUGUUGCAUAUUUUUAUCGUACAUCCUGAUCCGUAUGUUCGAAAUGUAGCCAGCGAGGCGCUAGGACGUCUCUGUAGCAGCUCGGGGAAUGCUUUCACUACAGCUGAAGUCAACUACCUAGUCGAUCAGAUUGUUUCCAAUAGGGAGCCCAAUGCACGAUCAGGAUGUGCGCUUGCUUUGGGAUGCAUACACUCCCAACUAGGCGGCAUGGCAGCUGGCUAUCAUUUGAAGAACAUUCUGGGAAUAUUGAUGUCCCUAAGCAAUGAUCCCCACCCAACAGUCCAUUUUUGGGCUCUGGAGAGUUUGUCGAGAGUGGCAGACUCUGCUGGCUUGACUUUCUCUGGCUAUGUUUCCGGCACCCUCGGCAUGCUUGCGCAGUUGUAUGUUGCCGACACUCACAACGACGAAUGUGCGUCAUUGGCGUCCUCUAAUCUCGAAAUCGACCUUCCCUCUCCAGCAGUCAUUGCUCGCUGUAUUGAUAGUAUUAUCAAUGUUCUCGGACCAGACCUUCAAGACAUGACAAAGGCACGGGACUUGAUCAUGAUACUUAUCGACAGGUUUCAGCGUGAAGAAGAGCGACUGGUCCUUAUUGAAUGCCUCAGAUGCCAGGAACAUCUGUCGCUCUAUGCUCCCGGCCACAUGGAAUUUGCCGCCUACGUCAAGCACCUUCAAAAGGAUCUCGAUAGCCACUCAGUUCAAAUUAGGGACAUGGCUAUUGAUGGACUUCACAACCUCAUGAGACGUAAUGCGGAAGAGGUCAUGCGAACUGCAGAGCCCGGCUUGGAAGAUCAACUCUGGCUAAUAUUCAACACAGUUCCAGAGCAUGAAGUCGUACGAAACAUAAUUCGAAACUGGCUUCAUCAAACGGGACUAUCCAACACAGCGGAGUGGGUACAAAGAUGCCAUACCGUUCUUACCAAAACCAUGCGCCGGCCGGAGCAGGCCGCCGCUCCACAGAUCAAAAAACCAGCGGUGCCAGAUCUACAGGAUGAGGAGGUGGCUGGAUUUGCUGCUUCCGCCACAACGGCUGGUGAAGACGCAAGCUCUUCGGCGCAAUCUAGUCAAGAAUUGCUGAAGUGGCAAGUGCGGACAUUUGCAAUGGACUGUCUUAGCGAGCUUCUCUCCAUGAUCAGUGGGGAGGCAGCGUCGCAAGAACAUUCUCCAGCUGCACUGGCGUUGCAGCAGAGGAUUGCGGAUGUAGUGCGCAUCGCUUUCUCUGCAUCUACCGCGGGUGUUGUGCAACUACGAAUUAGAGGUUUGAAGAUUAUUGACCAAGUUCUGAAGAUCUUCGGCAAGACUCCUGACCCUGAUUUUGCGGAAGCUUCACUUCUCGAACAAUAUCAAGCCCAGAUUGGCUCAGCCCUCACUCCAGCUUUUGCGGCAGACUCUUCUCCUGAGCUAGCGGCAGAAGCCGUCAAUGUCUGUGCGACUUUCAUUGCUACUGGCAUUGUCACAGAUGUGGAUCGAAUGGGUCGUAUCCUCAAGCUUCUCGUCUCAGCCCUCGAAAAUUUCUCCAGUGAAUCUGAAAUUGCUUCCAUCGGUGACCUGAAAGGCCUCAGCUCCAAUGCCCAGGUCAUGGUCAAGAUGGCCGUAUUCUCGGCGUGGGCGGAGCUUCAGAUUGCUAGCGCAGAGCAAAAAUACCUUGUCGACGUCUUGAAACCACAUAUCGCAAAAUUGACCCCUCUUUGGCUCUCAUCACUGCGAGAGUACGCACGGCUACGCUUCGAGCCUGAUAUCUCGUCGUCAGGACCCGGCUCCCUCUCUGGAAGCUUAGACACGAUAUACGCCGCCUUGAACCGAGAGACGCUGCUAAAGUUCUACCAAGAUUCCUGGCUCAAUCUUGUCGAUGCGAUUGCAAGUCUCAUUGAUGAGGACAGUGAGUUCGUCUUCGAUGCACUCGAUGGGAAAACGGAGCCCUCAACGCCCAGCGCAAAUGGCAAACCCAGCGAUAUCAACUAUCGAGACGAGCCGGUCGCUUUCUUCUUCGUUCUUUUCGGCCUUGCUUUUGAAGCGCUGGUGGGGAGACCGGGAGACAUGCAAGCCACCAAGGAGCAGAUCUUAGGGAUAUUACAGGCAUUGAAGAAGAUACUUCGACCGGCUGUAUCGGGUCAUGCCAUUUACCAGGAAGUUGUCUUCUCGGAGACUAUGGAUAUGCUCGAUCGGUUGGCACUGACCGAAGGACUAAGUGUACAAUCCGUGAUCGUGGAGAUCGCGAGGAACCUGUGUCUAGGCCACCCAUCAGCGAGAAAAGGGCAUGAUGGGCCUGUCGGUGAAGAGAAGUUGUCAGAGGACAUCGAUCAGCUGUUCGAGUUGACUAAGAUCAUGGUCCUUGUGCUGGAAGGAUUGGUACCAAACUUGACUGAGAAAAAGUCACAAGCUCGUCCCGAUCUAUCUGAAGAAGCCUUAGCGCUGCUGCGAUUGUCUCUAUCAGCUCUUGUAGACGCCGCAGCUGUGUUCCCUUCUGUCAUCAAGACCGACCUUCAUGCCUGCAUCCUUCACAUAUUCACGACUAUAUUGUGUACUGGAUCGUGCCAGGAGACCGUCGUACCCCAGUCACUUCCCAUAUUCAGGCGCUUCGUCACGAGUCUUGCUCGCUCAUCAGCUCCCGAGACCACUGUGCAGCUUCGUGGCGUCCUCACUCGCUUCUUAACCAUCCUCAAACACGCACAGAAGCGUGAAUCGGAGGUGGCACUGCCCUGCGAGAAGAACACUAUUCUUGCUACGACUAUUCUGCUCAGCUCAGCAGCGCGGGCGCUAGAGGGCAGUGAUCCGCUCCUAAAGCGUUUCAUCGAUGAGAUCGGCGAGUGCCUAGAGAACCGCAUGACCAGCAAGGUGGCCGCAAAUUGUUGCCGUACGCUCCUCCUACUCCCCAGCAAGGGUGCUGCGGAGUCAGCGAUGGCGUCUCACCUUCUCCCGAUUCUUGUGUCCUUCCUGGCUAACCCGUCCGAUGUCGAAGGCUUAGAUGAGAGCCGUACUAUUAUCGCGCACUCAUUGACUUCUUUCGUACCUGCCCUCGCGAAGACUCAGCAGAAGCAAACGGCCAUAGCGCUUGUGGUUCCUACACUGCUCGCACGCGCGAGCAAGGAGGGCGCUGACACGUAUAGAGAGACGGCGGCACGGUUGCUCGAGCUUGCGGGAGCUGAUCAGACUGCGUUCAAAGUGGUAGUGGGUGGUAUGAGUAACGAGCAGAGAAGCUUCAUGGAGAGCGUGAUCAAAGCGGGCAGUGCGGGUGUGCAGGCGAGAGCUAGGGAUGCGCAGCGGAGGGAUGAGGGUGGCGAGCCUACAAUUGCGUUGAAGAUGAACUUCGGAGGGUAAGGAAGAUACGCAUUCUCGGCGAAGUAAUGCCGAUAAUCCAUUAUCGAACUAUUCUCACUGUUUUCAAAGACUCGCAAGCGCAGUAUCGAAGUCGUCAUCAUUAUGAGGGGUAGGCUUCUGUCCUAUAUGCAAUAUGCAAGCUAGUCAUGUACAAGGCGUGGUUCAUCCUGACCGGUCAUUGGCACACUGCGCGCUUCUCUGCAGUUCGGAGUGUUGGUGGUGUUCUCAUGCUCAGAGCGUUGGCUGUGUGGCUACUUCGUUACUUGGGAUCAACAGUCCACUGGGCUUGCAGAUAAGAAUAGCAAUCGUCUUGAAGCAGGAGAAUAUUCCAGGUAGGCAAUUCAUGUUCCCAAAACAAGCUCUUCAAGUC
Messenger RNA from Mytilinidion resinicola, 6475 nucleotides. RefSeq names its product ARM repeat-containing protein. Gene Ontology annotation, biological process: endocytosis; intracellular protein localization; retrograde transport, endosome to Golgi. Bases 1 to 6105 code for a protein of 2034 amino acids. NCBI's taxonomy places the organism in Eukaryota, Fungi, Ascomycota, Dothideomycetes, Mytilinidiales, Mytilinidiaceae. The record is from RefSeq and is a predicted model, not a curated record. Gene Ontology annotation, cellular component: endocytic vesicle; Golgi apparatus; membrane. The transcript has 8 exons.